GCGAGCCGCGGAACAACAGUGGGUUUCCGUUGAGGAACAUAUGAAACUAAAAGAAAUAGGCCGCUAUCGACCUUAUUUAAAAAUGAUUUUAUUAUAACACACUGGCGUAAACCUCACAUAUUUUGUAAAAGGGUAAAUUAGGGAUGUAGGUGGCUUCUUCUCCCUUGUUCUGAAGCGAGAACACGAUAGGUAAUAUUGCGAUGGCGGAGGGAUACUGAUCAUGCGGAGGUGUAAGGAGUGCUGGAGCGCAGUUUGAAUUGUGUCCUGUGUGAUCGGUAAACGUCGAGGAGCUUGGUUGUAUUUAUUUUAUUUGGUUUAAUUUAUUUGCAUCGUAUUUUUUGAAAAACCGAACUGCGUUUUUAAAGUGUAUCGCUCUAGCGCAGCCUGCUGUGGAAUGUCCGCGUGUUUGCAGAAUGACCUCUGACCUGACGUGCUCUGUCCAGUUACCCCCGUCAUGCAACCAGUCCUCGCUUUCAAGUGCGGAGGCCAACCCUGCAGCUCCACACGAGGACGAUGGGCGCCUUGGGGAUCUCUCGGCCCACUGCCCUCCGCUCCCCCAGCCCGCCCUUGGGCAGUACAGCACCCCCCCGCCCCUCGAUUUCACCCAGCUGACCCCGGCGGACAUGGGGAUUAGCUCUCAGAGCUUCAUGCCGGCCUCGAAGGGCAGAGAUAAGUCUCGAUUGUCCCAGCUGAAGGCGAGGCGCAGGUCCACCAUUGGCGUGAGGGGAUCCCCCGAGACCAACUCCCUGAUCUGCUACAUCGCUCUGCAGCGACGGACCAACCCGUCCAAGGCCAGCCCUCACCAGGCCAGCCCCUUCUCUCCUCACUCCUCUGCGCUGCACCAAAAGAUGAAGUCCUUCCAGAGCUGCCUAGAGUCCCUUGAUGAGACCGACCAGACCGAGCCCCAGCUGGGAGACCAGAGAGGGGAAGAUGACCUGAAGGAGACCCAGAAUGGGAAGGGUGUGCUGCAGGGAAAGGAGAACAGGCUCCCGGAGAUGCUGCCCUCUCCCAAGCGCCAGCGCCUGGACACCCGCGCAGACGACAUGAAGGAAGGCGGCGCUGGAGACUCCCGCUCGCCGGGCCGGACCCCCUACCGGAGAGGCCCCAGCACCUGGAGCGCCGGCCUCGCCGAGGAAGAGGAGGAGGUGCUCGACCUGCCCGCGGCUGCGCACUCCCCGGGCCAGUCAGGAGCCCGUGUCAGGAAGACCCCGGCCCGAGCGGAGACGGGGAGCGGGGCUGGGGCCGGCGGCAGCACGGUCUCGGAGCGUGACGGCUGGAAGACCCCCGGGAGCAGUCGGACUGUCGCUGAGGAGGGAGCCGCGCGGGGGGACUGGCCGUGGCAGAGCCCCUUCCGCUCGCCGUCCCUGGUGUCCAAGGCCACCCGCUGCCCAGGGCCCGCCCCUGUCCCCUUCCCUGCUCUGACUCCUGUCCAGGCAGCGCGCCCAGAUGAGACGGAGACGCUGGGCGGCUCCACAGCGCGGCGAGAGAAGAAGAGGGUGCGCUUCGGGCUGCCUCUGUCCCCGGAGUUUUUCGACAAAAGGCUGCCCCCUAACACUCCCCUGCAAAAAGGGGGGACGCCUGCCCCUGCCAGCCCCUCCACGGGAUCCCGUCUCCGGCCUGUGCUGAAGAAGACUCCUCUAAGGCUACCUGCUCUACUGCCGGAGCUAGAUUUCGACAUCCCUGAAGUGAGCACAACCCCUGUCUGCGAACCCAGCUCAGAGACGGAGGACUUGGGCAUAGCCCCUCUUGUGUUCCUGGAUGAGCCUGUCUGUGACGAGCCACAGGCUGCUGGCCCACUCCCUGCUUUGCAAGAUAGCCAGCCAGAGACGGGUGUGACGUUCCAGGAUGAGACUGUCUGUGAUGAGCCCCAGCCUCCUGCCCUGGAUGGUGUUGCAGUGGAAGAUAGCCAGGCAGAGACAGGCACAGAGCCACCCCCACCUGCAGAGCAGCCCACCAGCACAGGGGUUCCAGUGCAGUCCCGCGGCAGGAAGAGGAAGAAGCCAGCCGCGGUGGAGCACACACAGCCCAGGAGGGCUAGCACCAGCCGCUCAGCAGCCAAGAGCGCCUCUGGGAAGAUGAAGGAGUCUGCAAAACGGCGCUGGGGCUGCAAGCCGGUGGAUCGCUCGCUGUACGGGGAGAGAGACUACGCCUCCAAGAAUCCCUCAUUGAGCCCCAUCACCGAGAGGCUUUCUAGUGGCAGCUGUGUUUCCGUAAAUAGCCACGAGGAGCUGGCACUGCCAUACUCAGCAGGGGAAGGCACCUGGGAGACACCUGAGAUUCCCCUUGGGGACACGGCCAGCACAGACUCUGUGGGCAGUGCUGCAGCAGCAGGGCACGACGGAAAGGAAUCUGCUGACGGCGGCCAUUUGCCCUUGAUGUCUGCUGAGGCUGCAGACCCUGAGCCACCCGAGUGCAGUUUGGAGCGCGCAGAGGAGGCAGACGGCAAGGGUCCUGCAGGUCCUCCUGCCAUCACAGAUGCUGCAGCUGUGCUUCCGGAAGAGCCCGCGCCCGUUCCUGCUGGAGAGGAGGACGCAGCUGGAGCAGGGUUGCUGUUGCACACAGCCGCUACCCAGCAUGCAGCAGAGCUUAACCCAGCUGCUCAGUCCAGAACAGCGGACGAGCCGGCGUGGGAGCUGCCCGGUGCUGCGUGCCCGGAGGAUGCGCAGCCGGAGCGGAAGCCGAGGAGAGGCAGGAGGCCGAAGGGCGGCAGAAAAGGCUGCCCUGGUAGCAGGAGUCUAGGGGCUCAGGCAGAGAGCAGCUCGGAGAUUGGACACACUGAGGCAGCUGUCAGUUCAGACAGAGAGGUGGAGCCUAGCACCCCUCCUGAGAGGACUGGCUCCAGCCUGCCAGCUCACUCGGCACCCCAAGCCCAGCAUGCCAGGAGACACGGCGAUGACAUGGCCAGGGAUGCCACUGGUACCCCCGCACCACAGGGCCAGGCCCUGCCAGCGCCCGAGACGGACGGUGCCACGCACGGCGAGGCUGCAGAGCACCCGGAGGGCAGGUCCCGGGGCCGCAGGAGUGUGCGCCUGCCCCUCCCGGCCAGAGAGGAGGCAGGCGAAGGGGGAGAGCAGCCCCAGGAAGCGGGGACCCCCGCAGAGCGGGCGGGGGGAGACUGCCUGGCGCCUGCGGCCGUGGAGCUCGGCUGGCCCCUUCCUGCCCUGGCGCCCUGGCAGCAGGAGAUCUCGAUCGAGGAGGUGCUGAAGCCCCUGCCCAGGGAGCACGUCCGCCGCAGCAUGCGAAACCGCCGCAACUCGGACGCCGCCGGCCUGAGCUGGGUGCCCCGCUCCUCGCCCGACGCCGGCCACUGCUACUCGCUGCGCCGCAGAAGCCGCAAAGUGCACGGGCGGCAGCCUGCUGCGGAGACAGAAACACCAUAGAGAGCACGCUGCCCGUGCACAUAGCCCUCUGUGCCAAGUCAGGGAUGCCCAGUCGCUCGUCGGUGAAGGAGCUAAAGCAGAAUCUCAGAGCUUCUCGUCUGAUCGCGUGUCUUGCCCGUCCCUGUGUCUGAGUACGAGUGUCUUCAUCUCUGGUUGGGCUUUGUGUUUCUUUCUCUUCGGUUUCUCAGUUUUUAAGGUGUCCACCCAUCAGUUAUGGCCACAGUGGGGUGGUGGAGAGCCAAGCUGUCAGAGCUACAUUAAGACUGUAGCUUUCCUCCUGUCCUCAAGGGGGCAGCUGUUAAACUGCUUCAAAGCAGCAAAACUCAGUGCAGUGCGCUCAGAACCCUUCUGAGGAUAUUAUUACCAGCUUACCAAGUCCUCGACAUGCGUUGUUUAAGAAUCAGUCUGCUUUUGUUUUUUUAAAACCAAACACUAAGGAACAGGUUAACCAGGGAACCUUGAUGCAGUGUUCCUGGGGUGAAAAUCUAUAUAAACUGAAAAAAGAACAAGAAAAGGCUUUUGACUGUGCCUUUUAAAACCCCCAAAAUUUGUGUAAAGUUCGACAGCUUGUUUUCAUUUGGGGAAUUUUAUUUUUGAAAUUUUAAACUGAACACACAAUUCAGCUCAUGUUCUAUUUGGUAAAAACAAAAAAUGCUGUUUGGCUUUUGGUAUUAAUAAAAAAAACCCAAAUCAA
This is a messenger RNA of Lepisosteus oculatus (spotted gar), 4074 nucleotides long. It is a transcript of the gene cdca2, whose product is annotated as cell division cycle associated 2. Lineage: Eukaryota; Metazoa; Chordata; Actinopteri; Semionotiformes; Lepisosteidae. Gene Ontology annotation, cellular component: chromosome; nucleus. Gene Ontology annotation, biological process: regulation of chromosome segregation; regulation of mitotic nuclear division. The record is from RefSeq and is a predicted model, not a curated record.